GUCAAGUGUCACAGCUAUCACAGUAGGCAUAAACCAUGUUUCUCAUAGGCUCUGCACUAUUUAUUGUUACUGAAUUGCUAUUAUUGCAAGUAAGUGUGAUCCGGUGUCUUAGUCUAUGCCAGAAGGAAGGUUGGUCAUGUGAAGUAGAAGGUAAAUCCGUGAACUUACUGUACCAUUGUAAUGAAGACAUUGGGUGGAAUGCUGUCUUUGAGGAGAGAGUACUGACAGUACCUGAUGGAACACACAGCAUAACAAUUACGGACUGCUAUGAUGUUAUGAUUCCACUGUCAUUCAGUUUCCAUAGUGAUUUGAAUCAGAGGCUGCCAAAGCUCAGUAUAAAUAAUGUUGCUAGUCUGCUCUUGACAGCAGCUCCUGAUACAUUAUCCAUUCCACAAAAUAUUAUUCUGAAUAACAUUCAUUGGUUGGACUGUAUAAAAAGGAACACUUUCUCAGGAGACUGGCAGUCUAUAGCAUUUUCCAAUGUAACCAUUGACAGAAUUGACAUGUAUGCAUUUGCAGAACUUAAUGUUGCUGUGCACAUUGAAUGGGACAAUGUGAAUGUAAACCUUUUAGAUACAAACGCCAUUGCCAAUGUUUUUAUUGAAGAAGGAAGUUUCAACAUAAAAAAUUCUGUCAUUGAAACUAUGGAAAUAAUGUCCUUUGGAAUAAAAGCUUCAAAGGUUGUUAUUGAAAAUUCGCAUAUCAAAGAUAUUCGACUACAUGCAUUUAAUGUUGAAGCUGAAACAUUCAUAAUGGUAAAUAAUUCAGGAUUCAGAUCAGUAAUGCCUGGAGGAUUCAUCAUUUCUGCACAUCACAUUGAAAUAAGAAGAAAUAGAUUUGGUUAUUUAAUGACUAGGUCAUUAGAAAACAUAAGAUCAAAUUUAUUGUCGCAUUCUACCAACCCCAUCUACAUUUUUAAGCAGAAUUACAUUGAAUCUGCAGAUGUAGGAUCUCUUCACUGUAAUGUUUCUUCCUAUACUGAACAUAAUGGUAUAAUAUACAUAUCAGAUAAUAAAUUUGUCUGUUCAUGUAUUCAUUUAAGUUGGAUCACACAGAUUGCAGAUUCAGAACCAGAACUUGCUCAGUUUUACAAAACACUAUUGGAAAAUGAUAAAAAUAAUACUUGCUCUAUAGGUCUGUGCAGUUUCCCCCUCAGUUCAUUGCGGAAAAUGAUAAACACAGAAUAUCAGUGUGUUGCAAACAUUACUUAUGAUGAAAUAUGUAAUCUUUAUGCCAUUUUUUCUAUUUCUAGAAGCUCUUCCCAACAGGCCAACUUUCUUGCUGUUUUACUAUUGGUUAUAGCAGAAAUAAUAGUCACAUCACAAUAAACUUGUAUGCAUUAUUCUGACUGUUCUUGUUGUAAAUUUUAAAAGUGGAAAAGAAAAGUAGCAUAUAAUUUCUCGGUCAGAAUAUACUUGAUAUAUAAAUGAAGAAUGUACACAAUGCUUUCCGUGUCAAUCAAACGUAAAACUAUCCAGAAGCUAAAAGGUAACCAAGAGACAGUCCAUAAAUUUGACAAAAAGAUGUAACUGCAACAAAAGUAAAACAUAUUAAUGAGUACUGGCACUGCAGGAUGUAAAUGCCUGAAUUUCAAUGUCCUGCUGCUGAUGUACUUGGAAAAGUUAGUUUUAGUUUGAUAGGAAAAUUGUGACUUUCAGGGCUGUGAAUGUAUUAAACUGAAGUUCACAAGGAAAGUUUGUUGACCAGACUGAAAAUCAAACUUGUGAAGUAGAGGACAUGAGUUUAGCUAUUCAACCACAUCUUGAUUCACUGACUUUCGGACAUCAUAUAAUCUACAAAAAGAUCUGCUCUCUCUCUCUCUCUCUCUCUCUCUCUCUCUCUCUCUGUGCAAGAUAUUUUGUGUUUUUUUGUUAGAAUGACAUAUUGUUAUCAGUUUUCAAGAAAGCCCUUGAAGAUUUUGUUGUAACUAUCAUAGACAGAUUUUUAUUCAACACAAGAAUAUGAAUAGAGAAGUACACAUUUGGAACUCAAAGCUGCAAAGUUACAAUACUGAGAAUUGUGUGACAUUGCAUGACUUGAGGAAACUCCAGAGAGACAGCAGAAUCCACUGACAGCACACAUAGGAUCUUAUAUAACACAGUCUACAACAAAUGCCCAAUUACAGUCAAGGUCACAAUGGAUGGAUUCUGCUGGUGGUGCAGUAAUACUAAUGUAAGGCAGUACCACAGAUGGAAUAAAGUUGAAUGACUGUGCUGCAGCCUUUAUGCAAUGGGGACAUGGCCCAUACAAGUUAGCAUGAACUAAUAAACUGGCAGUUCCGAUAUGUAUUCUGUGGUGGUACCUUAGGCAGUGUGCUUCUUUGAGCAACCCAAGUGUGCUACUGAGACAGAUAUCCAUAGAUGAAAUAGCUACAUAUGGUUGAAAGUGCCAGUCCUCUGAAGCAGUGAAGGAAGGAUGACUGGAGCUCAUAUACCAUCUUCAGGGUCCACCGUGAAGUCUUGUGACGGUGCUCACUGCAGAAGAUAUGUCUCAUUGUCUGGCAGCACCAUCCAACCUGUUCGGCUAGGGUUGGAACUGAGGGCAUUCGAGUCAAUGCUGGCCGGCCAUGGUAUAUCAUUGGUACCCAGCAGCAUAUUCAUUUUUGCAAAAAUUCUCUACAGUCACAGCCAAGUCAUAAACAGUGGCAGAGGGGUGAUCCGAAGGUCAUGAUUUAAUGACCCCACUGUUAUGAAGUUCUGAGUUGCCCAUGUGCAUAAUGACUUUACCCAAGAGGCACUGUGUACCACCAGAAGUGAAACAGUUGCUGCAGAUGUACUUGCUGGACAUGACAGCAGUGAUGGUGGAAGUGGCUACACAGAUGUAGCUGGUUGAUUUGAAGUCAAAAAGUACCAUGAUUGGUUGCUAUUGUUUACAAGGAUGUGAGGUCACCAUACACACAUUCACUAUGCUGUCAAUUAUACUAGGCACUUACCAAAACAACCACAUCCAAAUAAGAGCACCUUUAUGGAAAUGAGGGGAUCAUUUUGAACACCUAUGGGAAGCAGGCAGCUGAAGAAGUGAGAAUAGUUCAGCAUUAUCUAGUGUGGAAUAAUUCUACAGGGAUUUUGCCAUUCAUACGUGAAGGCUCAUAUAAAAGCAUUAUGUUCCUGAAUGUAUGUGUAGUUUUGCGUGGUAAAAAAUCAGUAGUCGACAUUAAGUAAUAAUCUGCUUUUAUCAAAUGUGUCAGUAUAUCAGUUUGUUUCCAAAGAGAGAUAAUUUGUUCAGGUAUAAAUUCAAAAGAUCUUUAAAAGAAUAGUGGGUGGGGGCGUGGGGGGUGGCAGCACAGCUUCCGUCUCUUUUCAACAGUAUGUUCCUUCAAAAAUUGCAUAACAUUUUACAGUGCUGUUUAGUGCAUUACCACGAAAACCAGAAAUGUUAAACAGCUGCAUUACAGCAACCUGGAUUAAUGUCAGAGUUUUAAAUUGUUUACUCGAAUAAACUGAAAUUAGUUUUUUAACUUUUAAAUAUUUCUGAUCACUCAUCAUUUUUCAGGUAAUUUAAUGUAAUUCUUUUCACUGGUAUAUAAUUUAUAUCAACUUUCUUUUCAGUAAUAAUCAAAAUAUUCAGCCUUAAAUCUCCAUUCAUCAUAUAUAGUCUGAAAUUAAUAUAUUGUCUAAAUUGCUAUCAUAUUUAGACUUCAAUUUUGAUGUGGUUUAUCAGUGAUUUAUGAAUUCUGUUUCAAAUAUACAAGGUUAAAUAAUUUCAGGUAAAUGUCACAAAUAAAAAUUCAUCAAACAACUCCUUAUUGGUUUUCAAAACUUCCAUUAUAAAAAUAUGUUACAUUUAUUAACAAGCAUGCGAAAGCAAAUGAGACUGAAAAUGAACCAAUACAAGAUUACUUUAACACUGAUAUCUUCUUGUCUUUUCUUUUUUUCCAAUUACAAUAAUCAUCAGCAGUAUUCCUAACACAACAGAACACAUCUUCUGUGAGGAGUGGCUGUUGGGUAAGAAAUAACUCAGUUCAGCAUCUCUAAAUCUGCAGACCACACUAGACGAUCCAUCAGCUUUUACCAUGGUACCACAUUGAACACAUAACAAAUAAAGAACACAAACAUCCUGUAGUAUUUAGACAAUGACACUUAUUAAUCUAACAAAAUUAAUUGCCAUGCAUUGAAAUAAGUAGCAUGACGCACUUAACCAUGUACAGUGAUGGCAGUGUGCUCUGUAGUGGUACAGCUCCAAAUGUUGAAACACGACACACAUACUCGUAAAGUCCAGUUAAUGCCUGUCUUAUAAUUUCACUAGCUACAUUUGUCAUGUGACAUUCAAAUAUGCAUGUUAGAUUUUCCACUUUCCCCUUACUCUAGGAGUAGAUUAAUUAUGGAUGAUAUUAUCGGUGGUAAAAAAUUGAAAAUUAUUGCUAGAUAAACUGUGGGCCAUUAUCAGAGAUGACAGUUUGUGGAAACAUAUUUCCAAAGAAUUUGGUAAGUGCCUUCAAUAUCUCCUGUUAUGUUUGUGCAUCUAUAAAUGAUGCUCAGACAAUUAGAAAGAGCAGGGACUUUAAUCAACUGCAUCAACUUUAAGAAUGGAUUCAAAAAAUUAUACGAAUUGGCUGCCACAGAUGCAUGGGAUUGGCCAUAAUGCGAAAGAGGCAAUCAAUGAUAUAUCACUUUUGCUAUGUUCUGUGACAGUCAGUAUCUUACUGUUAUCAGUGUCAUAGUUUGCCUCUGAGUUUCAGUUGUGUACUACUGUUUUCAUAGCCAUUGUGCUCAAUAAACAUCUGCCUACUUCAGAUAGAACAAUCUUUUCAUGUCAUGUCUUGUCACAUUCUACAUUUCAUUAACAAGUAUGUGAAUGUGUCUAAUUCCUGUUAUAUUUUUUGUAUCUACACUGCUAUCAUGUUAAUAAGAAAGAAUGACACUCUCCUAUAUUGUGUCAUUUUCCUUCCCUUUUUUCAUUCUGUCUGUUUUUUUCCCCCCUUCAGUCAGCACCUCACCGGUGAUAAUUCUUUGAUCAAAGAUGUUGUUUCAAGCACUUAUAAUAACUGUCUCUGACUACUUUACAUAACUGGUACUUUUGGGGAUGUGUUAAAUUCAUUGUAUUUCAGACUUCCUGUGUACCUCUUAGAGAGUAGUCACAGACUACAUAGACUUAAUAAGAACUUUAAGAAACACCUUCCUUCUCUCUCGCGCAUUUUAACAUUAUGUAAAGUGAUGGAUGAUGAUCCACCAUUUUGAAAUUUUACUAUGUUUUCACGUAUCUUACUGUUAUAUUUUAUAAUAUACAGUUACAUUUGUAUUAAGUGCUUCAAAUAAAGGAGCAGGUCAUUAUGUUAGUUUGUCGCAUUGAACAUUCACUGUGUUUUUAACAAUGUAGUCAUUGGUUUAGUCUUUGUGGCCAAUGGUAACCUUAUAACCCUUAUGAUUUUAAUAGUCAUGGGCAGAAUUAUUGACUAUUUUCAAAGACUACAUACACUAUUAUAUACUUUGCCUCGGUUAAUAAUUCAUUGUGAGAUUAUUUCACCAUUUUACAAUAAAACAAUUGCUACUGCAGUCUCAGGAAUGGAAGUGAACUGUGCCCAGGAAAAUGUACCAGUUAACCAGAUUCAGAUUUUUCACAGUUUCCGUGAACUGUUUAAGGCAAAGCAUGAUCAAUUUCUUUCCCCCUUUUUUUAUGAUCCAAGCUUGUGCUUUGUCUUAAUGACGUCACUGUUAAACCUCAAUCUUCCUUUUCUAUCAUUAUCUAAAAAAAGUAUUGUUUUCUUCAGUGUGUUCUGCUAAGUUAUUCUUUCCGUUUUAUGCACACCAUUAAUCAAUCAAGCGAAAAAGCCUGAAAAAUCAUAUUAAAGUUAUACCAAAGUCAUUAAAGUUAGUUUUCAUGCCUGCUAUUGUCUUUGGUGGUAUUACUUGUGCGACGAUAGUCUUAGAAGAAUAUUCAUGUUUUGUCUCUUGCUAUUUUUAACAUUACCAUUCUCAAACACUGUCCAAUUUGAUAUCCUAGUCCAUAGCACAAAUACGGUAACAUUUUCUUCAAAAGAUCUCAUUACUUAAUUUUCCUGUUAUGCUUUUGUUCCUUGCAUACAUAAGAAUGAUGAUGUGCAGCCAAACUUGGGAAUAAUUCCAUGAGAAACCAAGUAUUUCACUUAUAUUUUCAGCAGAAACAAACAGCAUUUAUAGGUUGGAAAGUGUGUCAUGCACCAGGCACACAAGGAUGUCAAUUGCACAUGUAGUUAAUUUGAUAUUGUAAAAAAUUAAAAUUUAUGGAAGCCAGUUUCUCAACUUGGGUACUCUCUAUCAGAUAUUUUCUGUUUUGCUCAUGUAGCAAGGAAAUGUUGAUCCUAAUAUUAACACUAAAAACAUUUUUUACUGCAUGUAAUUUCUAAUGUGUUUCACAGUUCCUCAGAUGAAAUGUCAGAUACAGUCAUCAGACUUUUUCAUCAAAAACAGUUUUUAGAACCAAUGAACUGAUUUCAAUACUAAUUUAAUCUUUGUUGUUAAAUGAUUUCUACUUAAUGUAAUAUUUAAGAAUUAAAACUUGAACUGGAAAUUGUGUUAUAUUUUUCUGUGUGUUCAGAAUAAAGAAAUCUGAACUGCAGAUAUGAUGGCAGCUAUUAAGAUAACUUGUGCAAAGACCAAAAGACCUGUAAUCUAAUUCAGCCAGUUUUUGGUUUUAUAUUUCAUUGUAUUGGUGCAUGAUAACAGUAUAAAAUUCUUAUGAAUGUAACAGAUGAAAUAAAGAUGUGCAAAAUAUGAAAA
Molecule: messenger RNA, 6695 nt
Organism: Schistocerca nitens (vagrant locust)
Lineage: Eukaryota; Metazoa; Arthropoda; Insecta; Orthoptera; Acrididae
Exons: 3
Coding region: 36-1328 (430 amino acids)
Source: RefSeq, a predicted model, not a curated record